Aureobasidium vineae is the source of this 756-nucleotide messenger RNA. Lineage: Eukaryota; Fungi; Ascomycota; Dothideomycetes; Dothideales; Saccotheciaceae. The record is from the annotation of a GenBank genome assembly.
AUGGCAAACCGAGGAUACGAUGUGACUGACCCGGGCGCAACANNGGGAGAUCUCGGUCAUACCGACCUGCAAGAGGACCUCGAAUUCCACUCGUCCAGUGAGACCUAUCGCCUUGUCGCAUACUCGACCGCUCUAUCUGACAAGACUCACCANGACUUCGAAACACAAACGUCGACGCGUGGCAAGCUUCCCACAGGCAACAACUCGUUCCUCCCCACCAACAACGGCAACCCCUCGGUGACCAACAGCAAACACUACCUCUGGAGCAUCUCCUUCUACGCCCAAUUCUUCGACGUCGACACCUCCGAGGUUGCCCGUCGCUGCCGCGCUGCCAUCUUUCCUCUAUCCAACUUCUUGGAUGUGCUAGACGGAAACCCCGAUCUGUACGGCCCCUUUUGGAUUGCUACCACCGUCGUUGUCAUCCUCUUCCUCACCGGCACAAUCUCGCAAUAUCUGGCAAAGGAGGGAAAGAAACACUUCAUCUAUGAUUUCACUCUGCUCUCGGGCGCUGCAGGUCUGAUUUACGGCUACACCUUCAUCAUCCCCGUUGCCCUGUGGGGUGCUCUCAAGUGGUUUAGAGCAGAAUCUGCAAACCUCCUCGAGUGCGUCUGUCUAUACGGCUAUGCCAACUUGAUCUGGAUCCCCGUCGCCUUGGUUUCCUGGUCGCCAAUUUCCAUCUUAAACUGGGUCUUUGUUGCCGUCGGACUUGCCGCCUCGGGUGUCUUUUUGACGAUGCGCAUGUUCUUUGGCUUGUAG